AUGCCCCUCCGCCUUACUCACGCGUCUCAGCCAACCAGGAAAGGGCUUCCCAGCCCACAGCAGCUCACCCCACCUCACGCCACCCCAGUUCACCACACGCCAGUUCAUCACACCCCACCUCAUUCCAUCCGACCCCAUUUCACCCCAACUUCACCUCACUUCAGAUCACCCCACCCAAUCUCACACCACUCAACCUCACCCAACCUCAUAUCACCCCACUCCCCCAGUUCCACCCCACCCACCCGACCCUACCUCACCCCGUCCUCACCUCACCUUAUCUCUCCCCACAUUUCCCCACCUCACCUCACCCCAGAUCACCCCACCUUAGCCCAAGCUCACCCCGGCUUACCCACCCGAUCCCCAGCUCACCCCACCCAACCCCACCCAAAACCCCAACCAAGUCACCCUACCUCAUCUCACCUCACCCUACCUUACCUCACCCCAGCUCACCCCACCAACCACAAAGGAGCAUAA
This is a messenger RNA of Portunus trituberculatus (swimming crab), 474 nucleotides long. Its product is annotated as protein TRACHEARY ELEMENT DIFFERENTIATION-RELATED 7A-like. The transcript is spliced from 2 exons. Bases 1 to 474 code for a protein of 157 amino acids. NCBI's taxonomy places the organism in Eukaryota, Metazoa, Arthropoda, Malacostraca, Decapoda, Portunidae. The record is from RefSeq and is a predicted model, not a curated record.